Molecule: messenger RNA, 1103 nt
Organism: Salpingoeca rosetta
Lineage: Eukaryota; Choanoflagellata; Craspedida; Salpingoecidae
Exons: 10
Coding region: 35-991 (318 amino acids)
Cellular component (GO): small-subunit processome; nucleolus
Molecular function (GO): RNA binding
Source: RefSeq, a predicted model, not a curated record
GAAUACUGUUGCACAACGCGGACCACGAGGCAACAUGGGUAAAGGGUCGAAGAAGGAGGACAAGAAGGCUGCGGCCGUAGCGGCUGCCACGCCAGCAAGUGACCAGCCAAAGAAGGAUGUGCCAAAGAGCAAGAGAUACCGCAAGGACAAGCCUUGGGACCACGAGGGCAUUGACCACUGGGCAAAUAUUCCAUACACAAAGGACGAGGCUGGGGAAAAUACCUUGGUUGAGGAAUCGUCAUUCUCCACCUUGUUUCCAAAGUACCGCGAACAAUACCUCCGUGAAUGGUGGCCCCACAUCGAGCGCGAGCUCAAGAAACAUCACAUUGUCGCUGAGCUGGAUCUGGUGGAGGGCAGCAUGACCGUACGCACAACACGUAAGACGUGGGACCCAUACAUCAUCAUCAAGGCACGUGAUGUGAUCAAACUGCUGGCAAGAAGUGUGCCCUUCCAACACGCGAAACGCGUUCUUCAGGACGAAAUCGCAUGCGAAGUCAUCAAGAUUGCCAAUAUUGUUCGCAACAAGGAGCGGUUUGUGAAGCGACGGCAGCGGCUGAUUGGCCCCAACGGCGCCACGCUCAAGGCCAUUGAGCUCCUCACAGACUGCUACAUGCUCGUCCAGGGAAACACCGUGUCCUGCAUCGGCCCAUACAAGGGGCUGAAGCAAGUGCGCAAGGUCGUGCUGGACUGCAUGAACAACAUCCACCCCGUCUACAACAUCAAGACGCUGAUGAUCAAGCGGGAACUGAUGAAGCGAGAGGAUCUCAAGGGCGAGUCCUGGGAUCGCUUUCUCCCAAAGUUCAAGAAGACAAACCAGAAGAAGAAGAAGUCAAACACGCAGAUUGUCAAGAAGGAGCCGUCGCACCUGCCGCCAGAGCAGCUGCCAAGAAAGGUCGACAAGGAGAUUGAGAGUGGCGAGUACUUCCUCAAGCCGUCUGGAAAGCGCAAGCAGAGCAGCGGUAUCAACAAGAAGAAGAGGAGCAAGAACUAGUGGGCGCUGGUGUUGCUGACGGGAGGCUGUGGUGUCGUUUAUUUGGCUGUUACGUUCGCACGCGCGCGUGUACACACAUACGAAGGGGUGGAAUAAAUGCAGCAGACACGUA